Molecule: messenger RNA, 831 nt
Organism: Trichomonas vaginalis G3
Lineage: Eukaryota; Parabasalia; Trichomonadida; Trichomonadidae
Product: sphingosine N-acyltransferase protein
Exons: 1
Coding region: 1-831 (276 amino acids)
Biological process (GO): ceramide biosynthetic process
Cellular component (GO): endoplasmic reticulum; membrane
Molecular function (GO): sphingosine N-acyltransferase activity
Source: RefSeq, a predicted model, not a curated record
AUGAUAUUAGAUUAUUUGGCAUCAAUGACGACAAUAUCCUCAAAGGAUUGCAUUUAUCUUCCAUUUACAAUCGCAGCUUUUGCAAUCAUGCGUGUCAUGAUCACGAACCAUGUAUUGAAACCACUUUCUUUAUUAAUUGAAGAGAAGAACAGAUUCAAAUUUGUACACCGUGGUUUUGAUUGCCUUCACUACAUCACAUCUACAAUCUUAGGUACUGCAGCAUUUUCUCAGCGACCAUAUGGCCAUUGCUCAUUUUGGUUUGUUGGAUGUGCUGACUAUAUCAAAUGCACUGGUGAUACAGUUAUCUGUUCAGUCUUCGAGAAAGUUUAUUACCUUUAUUUUGCUUCAUAUUAUCUUUCAGAUGUCUUUUGGAUUUGGACAACAAAAGAUGUUGUAAUGCUUGUCAUGCAUCACAUUGUUUCAAUCACAAUGCUUGUUUCUUGCUUAUUCGUUGCUCGCCACAUGGUCGGAUUUUGUGUCAUGAUUCUUUCCGACUGGGUCGACAUUUUCUUGUACUCCGGAAAGGUUACAAACUAUCUUGGAUAUAAGAAGCUAUCAGAUCUCUUGAUGGUUUGCUUUGCAACAGCUUUCUUCUACUUCAGAAUUUUUGGCUGCUCUCUCAUCCUCAAGGCAGUCUUAACUACACAUCUUGAGCAGCCACACCAUCAAUGGCUUUGGUUUGCUGCUAAGUCCGCUUUCGUUGGCCUCUGCUGCUGCAAUUUAAUUUGGGAAUACCAAAUUAUAAUGGCAUUGAAGAGAAUUUUCUUCAACAACGACAAGAUUCAUGAUACUCGUUCCGACCGUGCUGACGGAAAAGUUCAGAAAAAUUAA